Entamoeba invadens IP1 is the source of this 1740-nucleotide messenger RNA. RefSeq lists its product as hypothetical. The transcript has a single exon. Lineage: Eukaryota; Evosea; Mastigamoebida; Endamoebidae. Bases 1 to 1740 code for a protein of 579 amino acids. The record is from RefSeq and is a predicted model, not a curated record.
AUGUCGCAAACGGCGUAUGACUUUAUACUUUCAAAUUGCCCAGACGUAAACUCGGCGUUUAAUUUAGUUCAAAAAGCAGUCACGGAACACGUGAAAACGUCUCAUUUAGUGCUUCCCACAAACAUCGAUGCCUUAGACAUUGAUACGGCCAUCUUGAAACUACACGAGUGUGUCACCACGGAGGAAGUGAGUGAAGAGAACUGUCUUUCUGUAUCUCGACAGAUCAAGAAGACAUUAGCGCUCCUCAGCGAUAUGACAGAUCUUUUAAAUGCAGCACAGAAAUUAUGUGAAAAAGAUGGAGAGGACAUCGUCGUGUUCCGCAACAUCGUUUUGCAAGAGAUCAUCACCCGAGAAAAACGACGAAGCGACGAAGAACUGAAAAUGAACACAUUCCGGAAAGCGCAGAUCCGCGACGAGUUCGAGUCGAAAAAGGACAGACUGACAUUGCUUCGCAAGAAAUCGAUCUUCGUCGAGAACGAGACGCAAGAACAUCAUGAAAAUACUCAAACAGAGAAUAUCUCCGAACAACGACGGGAGAUGAGUAAACCCUUUCAAGUUGAGAUUAUCAAAACAAGUAAAAAUGAACGAACAACUCAAUUAGAGAAGAAGCAAAAACAGGAGAACGAUGAGAAAGAUACAGAUGACAUCGAGUGCUCUUCGGUGUCUGACGCUGUACCUCACAUCAAAGAAAGACAAUUCGAGAUCACUCAACUCAUCAAAGAAAACGACACAACGGAGAUUUUCAACCAAAACGACAAGAACAAAGAGAUGGAAGACAUUAGAAAAAACACUGAAAAAAAAUUUGACCAAAAAAUUAACAAAAAUUCCUACAAAAACGAAACAAAAGCGAAAAAGGAAGACGACUCAAGUGAGAUUAUCACUGUAAUACUCCAAAACGAAAGUGAUCAAUCAGAAAAAGAAGAAAAAUCGGAAAAAGAAGACGAAGAAGAAAAAGAAGAAGACGUGUCACAAUCUCCCGACAGAACGACGAGAAAGCCAUGUAUGAAAUCCCCGAAGAUUCCACUUCUUGUUAUCAAAGGCCAACAACCGGGGAGUGGGCACAAGGCGGUCAAAGUAUAUAAGAAGACGUUUUACCCGAAAAUCUCAUCUAAAAAUCUCCGGAAUUACAAGAAGCCCGAGAUCCCCGAUAAGGAUGAGUUCCCGGCGAAGGGUGAGAUUGUUCCGGACCUUCAACCAGAAGUGAAGAACAGUGAAAUUCCAAUAAUGACUGACGCCGAGUCUUCUCAAAUUGAAGAGUGGAGUGGGAAGAGAGUUACUGAGUGUGUGUUUGAUGUUUGGCGAGACAAGUCGAAGUAUUGUAGUAAGAAGUUAGUGAGCCGGAUAGGGGAGUGCGACGAAUUUGUUGUUGUGAUGUCCGGAGAGGGUAGUUUGUUUGGUGUUGUGAUGCACGAGAAGGUAGAUAGAGAUGGACAGUACUUUGAAGAUAAGAAGUGCUUCUUGUUCUGUCUUCGUGAGAAUGGAAAUGUAAGAACACGGAAGUACAAUAUCAAAGAAAAAAUGAGUAAUGUAGCGUUUAGUAUCGGAAAGGUCUCCGGGAGAAACUUCUUCGAGAUGGGAGACGGAGAUGUAAAGAUGUGGAGAGGAAGAGAUGAUAGCAAAAUGCUUUGUAAAUGUAAACAAAACGCUUUUAAAUAUCAAGAAGUGGGUGAGACAGUAUCCGGAAAGGAAGAAAAUGAAGAACUCGUUGUCGAGCGCUUUGCUGUGUUUAAAUUGGAGUGA